AUGACGAAGACAACUCUUCAUAUUCCUGUUUUACUUGAACAUGUCUUAAGAGUUUUCUCUCGGGCGGAAAAACAAAUUUUCUUGGAUUUAACCUUCGGUGCUGGUGGACAUACUCGCGGCCUUUUAAAUCAAAAUGAAAAAUCAAUCGUUUAUGCACUUGACCGUGAUCCGCAUGCAGUCGAAUUAGCAAACAAAAUGGCCAAAGAAUAUCCAAAUCGACUGUUUCCAUUUCACGCGCGAUUCAGUGAAUUGACGAGCCUAUUUCCUAACAAGCAAAAUUAUUUCGACGGUAUUCUACUCGAUGCUGGAACAAGUUCAAUGCAAUUGGAUACUGCAAAACGUGGAUUCAGUUUUCGACAUGACGGCCCACUGGAUAUGCGAAUGAAUACAAGUACUCAAUCGGUUACUGCUUAUGAUCUUGUUAACCGAGUCGACGAAGCAACAUUGAGUCGAAUUAUUCGUCUAUAUGGUGAAGAUAGACGCCAUCGAAAGAUUGCACGAUGCAUCUUUCAAUGGCGAAGUACAUUCGGACCCAUAACCACGACAACACAAUUGGCCAAUGUCAUUCAGGUCGGUCUUGGUGGAAAAACAUCAGAUGUCGAUAAACUAAAUCGUUCAAUUCAUCCAGCAACAAAAACUUUUCAAGCAUUGAGAAUCGUUGUCAAUGAUGAACUCAAUGAACUAUACAACGGACUAGAACAAGCGUAUACACUACUGAAGUCUGGUGGCACAUUAUUAUGCAUAAGUUUUCAUUCACUAGAAGACCGCAUUAUUAAACGGCAUUUUCAAGGAAUCGUUUUACAUCCGGAUGAAUUCUCUUCCAAUCUGGAAGGUACAUCACAACGUAGCGAAGCAGAAAAACAACUGCGCUAUGAUAUACAAACAAAACAUGUCAUUCAAGCAGAUGAAAACGAACUUGAUGAAAAUCCCAAAUCUCGAUCUGCAAAACUACGAUACGGGAUUAAGUUGUGA
Adineta ricciae is the source of this 972-nucleotide messenger RNA. NCBI's taxonomy places the organism in Eukaryota, Metazoa, Rotifera, Eurotatoria, Adinetida, Adinetidae. The record is from the annotation of a GenBank genome assembly.